AUGAGUGCAAAGAAGCAGAAGUAUCUUGACGAAUAUAUUCGAUUUGGAUUCGUGUCCCUCCAUAAGGGGGAUACAGAGGCCCCCCAGCAUUCCUUGAAGCAAGCUAAGCUGGACGGCAGUGGAGCAUUUCAGCAACAGACUUCUAAGGUUGUUGAGGAUUCCUAUGAGAUCACCUUGAUGAUUGCAAAAAACAAGACGAGCCAUAACAUUGAAGAGUCUCUCAUAAAACCAAGCUUACUCUGUGAAGCAGAACUCGUCCUGGGGAUAGAUAGUGCAAACAAGCUCUCCCAAAUUUCUCUGCCAAACGAUACAGUCAAGAGAAGGAUCGAUGAAAUGUGUCAAGACAUCAAAGACUAA
This is a messenger RNA of Macrobrachium nipponense, 357 nucleotides long. Its product is annotated as protein FAM200C-like. Bases 1 to 357 code for a protein of 118 amino acids. The record is from RefSeq and is a predicted model, not a curated record. Lineage: Eukaryota; Metazoa; Arthropoda; Malacostraca; Decapoda; Palaemonidae. The transcript is spliced from 2 exons.